Molecule: messenger RNA, 699 nt
Organism: Paraglomus brasilianum
Lineage: Eukaryota; Fungi; Glomeromycota; Glomeromycetes; Paraglomerales; Paraglomeraceae
Source: the annotation of a GenBank genome assembly
AUGUUACAGAAAGAUGCAUUGGUUGAGAUAAUAACUACCAUGCUUAACGACAAGCCUACAUAUACAAUCGGAAGUGUGAUAAUGGCAUUUAAUGAAGUAUGUCUAGAGAGACUGUAUUUGAUUCACCAGCAUUAUGGGAAACUAUGUAGAAUGCUAGUUGACGCUGAAGAAUGGGGGCAGAUAGCAAUAAUAGGUCUGUUGAUAAGAUAUGCAAAAACGCAGUUCUUAAAUCCCAAUCUUCAGGGAAUUAAGCCUUCUACUAAGAAAAAGUCAAAAGCAUUCUACUCAGAUGAGAGUUCCGAUUCAUCCUCGUCAUCUGUUGACAAGCUUUGUCCUUUGGAACACUGCUUGGUCAAACUAUUUUACUAUCUUGCACCCCAACAAGAAACAUAUAAAAUGGGAAAGUCACUGGUCAAAACUACUCCGUUAUCAUCGGGAGAUACAAUACGUUGUUCUCAAGAAUACUACUAUGAUAGCGACUCAGCAGCCGGCGGACCGUCCACAGUCCGUGAGGCCAAACUUAUAAUUUGGAGAAAUAUUGGCGAGAUUAGAAGUUUAAUUCAAACUUGCAAGUUCGUUCCGUUCCCUCCUAGGCCAAAUGGAAGAGGAUCGGAUACACAAAGUGACGUAAACGAUUCUCGUUAUACAGCGUUACAAAUUUUAUUUCCAAAAACUACUGGGGGUAACUGGGGGACAUGA